Molecule: messenger RNA, 2264 nt
Organism: Lutzomyia longipalpis
Lineage: Eukaryota; Metazoa; Arthropoda; Insecta; Diptera; Psychodidae
Product: zinc finger protein 492-like
Exons: 5
Coding region: 116-2218 (700 amino acids)
Biological process (GO): regulation of transcription by RNA polymerase II
Cellular component (GO): nucleus
Molecular function (GO): RNA polymerase II cis-regulatory region sequence-specific DNA binding; DNA-binding transcription activator activity, RNA polymerase II-specific
Source: RefSeq, a predicted model, not a curated record
GCCAUCGUCAUAGAAAUUUCUUCCCAAAACACAAAUAGUGACUGAUUUUGUGGCAGAAAAGUAUAAAUUUUCGUGAAUUAAACUUUUUCCGUGGGAUUUUCUCGUGAAUAAGACGAUGCCCAGGAAGAAGGGAAAGUUAAAUGCGAUUUCAAAUGUUCAAGAAGGAAGAAAAAACUAUGUAUCUGACGAUGACGAUGACAGACCUCUGGGGGAGCUGAAGAGUACAAGAGGAGAACGGAAGGCUAAGUUUUCCAUGAAACAGCUGAUUGCUGAAGAUGCAGGGAGAUCCACAAUGAAGCUGCCUAAAAAGGAAAGAGACUCUUCAUCUGAAGAUGAAUUUGAGUUAAUCAACAUUGAUGAAAUUGUCAAACGGAAUCCUCCUGUGGAUGAGGAAGUUGAGGGAAUUCCCAAAAGCUGCACCGUUAUGGAUAGACACGGCAAGAAAGAGUACAAGUGUGGCAAAUGCCCAAAAGUAUGUUCCAGACCAAGUAAGCUCAGGAAGCACUUCCGGAAGCACACUGGGGAGAUGAGAGCAAAAUGGUACAACUGCGAACACUGCUCCAAGCAAUUCUCGACAGCACUGAAACUUGAGAAGCACCUAAUUCGAAGGCAUACUAAUGAAUUCAAUCACAAUCCAGGUGCCAGCUCAACAAAUACCCUAGAAAAUGUAGUGAUAAAGAAGGAACCAAUUUACUUCCCAAAUGAUCCGGAAUUUGAAAUUAAGCAAGAACCUGUUGAUACCUACGAGAAUUACCUUCAACCCAAAACGGAACUCAUUGAGUACACACCUCCACGUCCGGAAUCAUCACAAUCCUCGGAUUACUUUGCCGAUGAUCCGGCUGAUGGAAAUUGGCAGCCACCGGAAGUGAAAUCACCUGUAGUUGAGGCAGUUGAGAAAGUCAAGCCACCUAGUAGGAAAGAAAUAAAGUCAACAAAAGAUACGGAAGAUAGUGAUGGGAGAAUGGUGAAAAAGCGUGGGAGGAAGCCAUCUGCGAAGCCAAAGGAACUCAAAGAACCGAAAGAAAAGAAGAAGAAACUCUCAAGGAUGGAACUGUGGCGAUUGAGGCCACACAAGUGCCCGUAUUGUAUCAAAAGAUAUGCAGCAAAGGAAAAUUUGGAUGCACAUCUGGAAUUUCACACAAGGAGAGAAAAACCCUUUCCCUGUGAUCAGUGUGAGAUGUCUUUUGACACAUUUGGCGCUCUUCGUUUCCAUAUUGGAAAGAUUCAUGUUGAUAGAAACUGCAAAGUUUGCGGUGAACUGAUGGCAACACUCACAGAUCAGUUACGUCACAAGACAAUGCAUCAGGACAAGGAAGCCUACAAGUACGAGUGUGAUAUUUGCAAUAAGCGCUUUGCUAGGCUGUCGUCGGUGAAGCUGCACAAGGAGAAGAUACAUUCGGGUGGUCCCCUUAAGUGUCUCAAUUGUCCUCUUACAUUUACAAAGCCCGUCUACCUCUUAGGGCAUGCCCUGGAAAAGCACAACGAUGACAGACCCUUUGGUUGUACAAUCUGUAGCUACCGUAGCAAUCGUCAGUACCAUGUUGACAUCCACGAGCGAUCCCAUUCGCUUGAUAUGCAGUACAACUGCGAACUCUGCGGACGUUUCUUCACCAACAUGAGUAAUUUCAAUACGCACAAAAAGCAGCAUGAGAAUAAUCCAGUUGAUAUUGAAUACAGAACCUGCAAGGAAUGCGGUAAAGUUUUUGCACGGAGAACCUACCUAAACAAACACAUGAAGAUCCACACAGGUGAUCUACCCUUCCAGUGUGCCAACUGCGAAAAGAGAUUCACCACAAAGGGCCAGUUAACUGCCCACAUGGUUAUUCACACAAAUAGUCGACCCUAUCAGUGUGAUAUUUGCGCCAAGACUUUCCCUCGUUCGGGUACGCUCAAAAUUCACAUGCGUUUCCACACAAAUGAACGCCCCUACCAAUGCAGCAUAUGCUCCAAGGCCUUCCAUUCAGCCACACUGCGGAGCACGCACGAAAAAACGCAUACAGGUGACACGAGGAAGUACACGUGCUCGUACUGUGGGAAAGUCUACGUGAGUCACAAAUUCUACAAAGGACACCUAAGGCUCCACGAGGAACAGAAGUUGAACUUCAUGUGUCCCACGUGUGGGGAAUGCUUCAUAAAUAGCACCCGAAUGAACAAACAUGUCCUCACCCAUAUGAAGGACCUCAUACCAGGAGAACAAGUAGUGGUGAUGCAUCAGUAAAAAAAUAUCAAAAAUAAAUAUCCUAAUAAGUCAUAUUAUUUAUUGA